Molecule: messenger RNA, 8408 nt
Organism: Gorilla gorilla gorilla (western lowland gorilla)
Lineage: Eukaryota; Metazoa; Chordata; Mammalia; Primates; Hominidae
Gene: UGT3A1
Product: UDP glycosyltransferase family 3 member A1
Exons: 7
Coding region: 181-1941 (586 amino acids)
Cellular component (GO): UDP-N-acetylglucosamine transferase complex
Molecular function (GO): glucuronosyltransferase activity
Source: RefSeq, a predicted model, not a curated record
GAUGGAGCCUUCAUUAACGUGAUUUACUGAGGCCCCUGUCAUUCCCGGCUCUUAGUAAGUAUUUUCCAGAUAGGACAGCUGUGAUGACUCAGGCAGAGAAAGGUUACAGAUCAGGUUACCAACCCCCUCCUACUGACUUCAGGUGGUUUGAUAGGGUGAGGGCAGAUUAUCCCAUGGAGCAUGCACCCAGGGAGGAGGGGCAGCGGGAAAGAGAACGAACAGAAGGGCAAGAGAAUUGGCAGGAUCCGUCUCCUACCUCUUCCUAGGCCCACAGCCAGUGCCUUUGGAGUACUGAGGCGCACAGAGUCUCUUAGCCCGGCGCAGGGCGCGCAGCCCAUGCUGAGAUCCGCCGCUUCUGUGGAAGUGAGCAUGGCUGGGCAGCGGGUGCUGCUUCUAGUGGCCUUCCUUCUUUCUGGGGUCCUGCUCUCAGAGGCUGCCAAAAUCCUGACAAUAUCUACACUGGGUGGAAGCCAUUACCUACUGUUGGACCGGGUGUCUCAGAUUCUUCAAGAGCAUGGUCAUAAUGUGACUAUGCUUCAUCAGAGUGGAAAGUUUUUAAUCCCAGAUAUUAAAGAGGAGGAAAAAUCAUACCAAGUUAUCAGGUGGUUUUCACCUGAAGAUUAUCAAAAAAGAAUUAAGAAGCAUUUUGAUAGCUACAUAGAAACAGCAUUGGAUGGCAGAAAAGAAUUUGAAGCCCUUGUAAAGCUAAUGGAAAUAUUUGGGACUCAAUGUAGUUAUUUGCUAAGCAGAAAGGAUAUAAUGGAUUCCUUAAAGAAUGAGAACUAUGAUCUGGUAUUUGUUGAAGCAUUUGAUUUCUGUUCUUUCCUGAUUGCUGAGAAGCUUGUGAAACCAUUUGUGGCCAUUCUUCCCACCACAUUCGGCUCUUUGGAUUUUGGGCUACCAAGCCCCUUGUCUUAUGUUCCAGUAUUCCAUUCCUUGCUGACUGAUCACAUGGACUUCUGGGGCCGAGUGAAGAAUUUUCUGAUGUUCUUUAGUUUCUCCAGGAUCCAAUGGGACAUGCAGUCUACAUUUGACAACACCAUCAAGGAGCAUUUCCCAGAAGGCUCUAGGCCGGUUUUGUCUCAUCUUCUACUGAAAGCAGAGUUGUGGUUUGUUAACUCUGAUUUUGCCUUUGAUUUUGCCCGGCCCCUGCUUCCCAACACUGUUUAUAUUGGAGGCUUGAUGGAAAAACCUAUUAAACCAGUACCACAAGACUUGGAGAACUUCAUUGCCAACUUUGGGGAUGCAGGGUUUGUCCUUGUGGCCUUUGGCUCCGUGUUGAACACCCAUCAGUCCCAGGAAGACCUCAAGAAGAUGCACAGUGCCUUUGCCCACCUCCCUCAAGGAGUGAUAUGGACAUGUCAGAGUUCUCAUUGGCCCAGAGAUGUUCAUUUGGCCACAAAUGUGAAAAUCGUGGACUGGCUUCCUCAGAGUGACCUCCUGGCUCACCCCAGCAUCCGUCUUUUUGUCACUCAUGGUGGGCAGAACAGCGUAAUGGAGGCCAUCCGUCAUGGUGUGCCCAUGGUGGGAUUACCAGUCAAUGGAGACCAGCAUGGAAACAUGGUCCGAGUAGUAGCCAAAAAUUAUGGUGUCUCUAUCCAGUUGAAUCAGGUCACAGCCGACACACUGACACUUACAAUGAAACAAGUCAUAGAAGACAAGAGGUACAAGUCGGCAGUGGUGGCAGCCAGUGUCAUCCUGCACUCUCAGCCCCUGAGCCCCGCACAGCGGCUGGUGGGCUGGAUCAACCACAUCCUCCAGACUGGGGGGGCAGCGCACCUCAAGCCCUAUGCCUUCCAGCAGCCUUGGCAUGAGCAGUACCUCAUUGACAUCUUUGUGUUUCUGCUGGGGCUCACUCUGGGCACUAUGUGGCUUUGUGGGAAGCUGCUGGGUGUGGUGGCCAGGUGGCUGCGUGGCGCCAGGAAAGUGAAGAAGACGUGAGGCUAGGUGUAGCAUUGGGUGAGGGGAGGGCAUCCCUGGUCCUUUGAAGGUUCUCUCCACCCCAGCACAGGCCACCCCUCUGUUCUCUCUUCAGCUCCACCUGCCACUGAUCCUGCAACUUGCUUCUUUCUAUUCUCUGCCUCUGUUUAGAAAUCUUCAUGCACCACUCAGGCUUCUUGACUUGCCCCUUGUGACUUGGAGCCCCAGAUCAGAUACAAACUUUCACCUGCCAGCCCUGCCUUCUCCUUUCUCCCUUUUCCUAGACACAGGACUCUGACAACUUCAUCCUCCUUGUUUAGAUGACUUCCCAGUCUCCAGUCCCCAUUUCUCCUUAUAUCACUUUUCAUAAAAAAACACAGGAAAUAUUUGACAUAUCUUCCAUUUCAAAUUCUUCUAUUUUAUGCAUAUAUCUUGCCCUUCCUAUAAGCUCUCUUCAAAGCUCAGGAAACCUGAUCUGCUCUCCUGCAUUUAGGAAAGGAGAACCCCUGCCAAGACCUUUGCUCCUUGCCUGAGACCCCUUCCUUAGGGAGCACCUCGUUUGCUGAUCAGACAUGGAGCCUGCAGUUGGUCACAGAUGAUACUGCUUUAUUUCAGUUUUUACAGUUUCCUUCUUAAGAUUCCUGUCUUAUAAAUGGAGUACAGGGAACCUCAAGUAGUGAAGUGGAAACCCAUGUGUAAGACUUUGUGGCUUCAGGUACCAGUGGCUAAGGUAGUUUUAAAGACUUUGUUGAUUUUAGAAGAAUUCCAUCUUCCAUCCCCUACAUGGCAGUUAAUACUCUUCUAUAUGGUAAAACCUUAGAGAUUACCUUAAUCUGCCAGGAACAGAAGCAAGAAAAACCAUGGCGUAAACACCCUCAGAGUUUUUGUUCAUUUGUUUCAUCUUUCUUGAUAAAGCCCUAAGAUAGCCCAUUCAGGGCUGUUGUGGUUGGUUGCUCCAUCAUGUCAUCAAUAGCCCAUAUCUUUUCUUUUUUAUCUUCCUUAGAGUAACACCAAACUACCUCUCUGAUAGCUGGUGUUCAUGAAAUAUUUUACCUUCAAAUGAUUGUACCUUUUUAUUUGCUUUAGAGUUCUGAAAUAAAAUGAAAUUCCACUGUAAUAAAACUGUCAAAUGCAUGGAGUCUGAUGAGUUAAAAACAUAGAGUAGAAAACAGGCAUAUGGAGUGGCCCUGGAUGAACCAUAGUUUUAGAUUGUUUAAUUCUAGAAUUGUGAAACAGAUCUUGAAACAAUUCAGAUCAAAAGAUGAAACUGUUACAAAUGCUCCUGCAGAAAUAGAGAAUGCCCCCCACCAAAAACUUUGCCAAUUCCUUGAAAGGAUUUGCUUGCGAGUCUGCAGAGCUGAGUGCUGGAUGUCUAUCUAUUUUGUGAGUUCUCAUGACACAAGAGCCAGAAGCAUGAAGCAUGCAGAAGUACAUUAGAGUGUGUGUAUCUGUGUGCGUAUAAUACAAGGUUUCAUUGCUGUAAUUCUUAUGAAACCACAUGAAUUGAUCGAUGGCCAUACUCCCAUGAAGGGCAGACAUGGAUCCUUCCCUGUGUUUUCUGUUGAAUCAACAGCCACGAUUUCAUUCCCCUCAUGAACAACACAAGGUCUUAGGGAUAAGCCUCCUGGCCAGCAACUCCCCUCCCACCCCAGCACAUAGCCUUUCUCUAACACUUGGUAAUUCAUUGAGGUCAACUUUAUGCCAGUUGUAUAAACUUGCAUCCCUAAAAUCUGAUCAUAAGCAGCCAAUGAGCCAGAAUGAUGCUUCUAAUCUUGCUCUGUCCAAGCACCCUCCACAGGGCUGCAAGCAUGGCUCCGACAACCUAGAAAUCUGGUGUUAUCCCUCUCUGUUUAAAAUCUUUGUUCCCAUUGUGUGGAAUAUAAGGGCUCUAUGAUUUGGUCCUGGCUACCAAUCUAGGCACACCUGGAGCAGUUCUCCUCCCACUCUUUUCCAAAUGUUCACUACACCCCCUCAGAACACAUUUUGCUGUUUUUAACCUCUGGGCUUUGUCUAUGCCCUUCCUUCUCUCAGAAAUAUCAUCCUAUUCUUGCUGGAAUGAGAAACUUCUGCUUAUCUGUCAGUAUCCAGUGUCAUUGUGUUCACAUUGGUAAGCCUGUGCCUGACCACUACACCUGAAAUGGAGCUCACUGCAUUCUCUUUUGAAGCAUUUUUCUUACUAUAUCGCAAUUAUUUAUUACAAUAUCUGUUUCCUAUUUAGAAACCAUAAGGUCAUAAAGACAGGGACUGGUUCCUAUUUAUCUUGUUGUUAUAGAACCUGGCAUAGUGCCUGGAAUGAAUACUGCUAGGACAACUGGAUAAUAUUGAGAAAAAAGGCAAUAUUUGAUCCAGACUUCACACUAUAUCAAAAACUGAAUUCCAAUACACCAGAUAUCUAGGUACAAAAAAUGAUACCAUGCUGAGUCUAAGAGAAAAAGUGAAUUUUUCGAUAGCCUGUGUAUAGGGAGAGACUUUCUAAAUAGGAAGAAAAAAUCCUGAUACAACAAGAGAAGUGUAAAUUAAUUUGACACAAAAGACUUUGGCAUGGCGAAAAUCAUGGUAAGAAGAUUAGCGAUCCAAAUUAAAAAGUCGGAGAAACAUAGCUGCAACAUAUAUCUCACACAUAGAACUAAUAUUUCUGAUAAACUGAGAACUCUUAAAAUUGAAGAAUCUAUGAUACAUAUACAUACUGAAAUAAUAUUCAGCUUUAAACUACAAUAAACAAAAGCAGAACAAGCUAACAUGGAGCAAAUUCCAAUAUAGCUAAGUAAAAAAGAGCAAAGAGUAAGAGUAACUAUAGGAUGUAUCCUUUUUUUUAUAAGCAAAAGGGAAGUAUGUGUAUGGGGGAUAAUGAAAAAAAUAUAUAUCUAUGUGCAUUGCCUUGCAAAAACAGUGCAGAGGGAAUAAACCAGAGUGUGAUAGAUUAUCUAUGAGGGUGGUGUUUGAAUAGGGUGGAAGGAUCCAUGGAUUUAUGUUUUUACAUAGUUUGGAUUUUGGAAAAGUUAAUAUUUUACAUACCAAGUAUAUGUUUAAAUAAACAAGGAGAGAAAAGGCAAGAACUGAAAUACGAAUGGAAACAAAUGAAAUCAAUUUUUUUCCAAAUGAAAAUGUAACUAUACUGUACUGAAAAAAAUUAGCAUCAUUACCUUUUAAACACAGUACUUUUACUAUAUACUGUAUAGAAUCAAUCAAAAGAAAAAAAAAGAACUCCAAACGAAUCUUGUAGUCUAUUGAGUAAUUGUGUUAUUCUCAGCUGGCAAAUUAGUGUAUCUAACCUAAUUUCUGUACGUACUAGGAUUGAGUAAAUGCAACAAUGACAGUGAGAUUCAGGUUUCUUAUUUUGGAAAAAGGAAUUAGAAAUGUGAGAAAGGGGAAGAUUAGAAUAACUCUGUAGUGUUGUAUUGGAAUUAGAGUUAUCAGUAUACAUUUGUAGUUUUUCAUAAUACAAAUAUAAAUAUAGGUAUAGGGAGAAAUAUAGGUAUGUAUUCUUUAUACCCACAUUUAUAUAUUUAUGUUUCUUAGCUCUGUCUAUGGAAGAGGAAUUACAAACAAUGGCACUUCAUUAGCAAUGAACACACCAGGGCAACAUACCCUGUUUCUGAAUAUCACUCCUCACUAAAAGGUUUCCUUAAGAAAUUGUAGGUUCUAAAAUUGGGACAGGGAAAGUGCAAGAUAAGCCUAGAGCAUCAUGUGCAAGAAAGAAAUAAAAAGCUCCAAAAUAAUGGAGCUUCCACAGGAGCAACACAAUGAACAAUGACAGUAAUAGGUUAUAUCUUACUGAAUAAAUAAGAAUUCAAGAAACAAUACUGAUAAUAAAUAAAUAGAUUAGAUAGAUAGGUAGGACUGAAGACAAAUGUUAAAACAAAAUGUGAUAUAAAACAUAGAAGGAAUGUUAGAGUCUAAAAAGCAUUAAUUUGCCACCGUCAUCUUGAUAAUUGAUUCAUACAAGAAUCCUAAAGGAUGAUAAAACGUGAGUGAAAGUUUGAUAAGGAAUAGGAUGCUUAUACAGUUUCAAAAUAGCACCACACAAAUUAAUUACUAAUUAUAGGUGGAAAAUAGUAACUUUACGGUUGAGAAUUUUGGUGGACGUGACCUUAGCCAAAUGAUCAAAUUCAGUAUCGCGAAUAAUGGGACCAUCUCAGGUCAUGUGCCUCCUACUGUGAUUCACUGAGAUAGAGAUGAUGUACCUUUGUAGUAUUUUCAGCAAAACUCCACAACACAAAGUAUAGUGAAAAAUCAUCAGACAAAUCCAAACAGAACCAUUCUACAAAAUAAAUGGCCUGUAUACUUCAAAAUGUCAGUGACAUGAAAGACAAAGAAAGGCUGAGAAAUCAGUCUUUACUGAAGGGAUGAAAUCUUCAGGAUAAUCAAAUGCCCUGAAUAAUCCUGGAUUAAAUUUUGCACCAGAAAAAUAAUAUUACCACAUACCACAUUGGAUGUUAUUGGGACAACUGGCUAAAUUUGAGUAAGGUCUAUAGAUAAGAUAAUGUUAUUAUAGCCAUGCUAAAUGGUACCUUCAUAAUGAAGAUUGUUUGACUGGGAGGCUACAAUAUCUGAAAUAUAAUAAUUGUCAACAUGUAUGCAUGUAAUGCCAUGGCGUCAAAGAGUACAGCACAAAAAUGCAGAGAACUAUGAGAAAAAAAUUGAAUAAUGUGAAGAGACUUUUAAAAGCUUUCCAGUGAAAAAUUUCUAACAUUUAUAAAUGCAGUACUUGGGCCGAGCACGGUGGCUCAUGCCUGUAAUCCCAGCACUUUGGGAGGCCGAGGUGGGCGGAUCACGAGGUCAGGAGAUCGAGACCAUCCUGGCUAACAUGGUGAAACCCUGUCUCUACUAAAAAAAAAAAAAAACACAAAAAAUUAGCCAGGCAUCGUGGCGGGCGCCUGUAGUCCCAGCUACUCAGGAGGCUGAGGCAGGAGAAUGGCGUGAACCCGGGAGGCGGAGGUUGCAGUGAGCCGAGACCGCACCACUGCACUCCAGCCUGGGUGACAGAGCAAUACUCCAUCUCAAAAAAAAAAAAAAAAAAAAAAAAAGCUGUGCUUGGUGUCUCCCAUCCAGCCUCAAUGAUUACCAACUCCUGGCUGAUACAGUUUGGCUCUGUGUCCCCACUCAAAUCUCAUGCUGCAUUGUAAUCCCCAGUUUUGGAGAAGGGACCUGGUGGGAGGUGAUUGAAUCAUGGGGGCUGAUUUCACCCUUGCUAUUCUCAUGACAGUGAAUGAGUUCUCACGAGAUCUGGUUGUUUGAAAGUGUGUAGCACUUCCCCCUUCACUCUUUCUCUCUCGAUGCUGUAGCCCUGUAAGACAUGCCUGCUUCCCCUUCACCUUCCACCAUGAUUGUAAGCUUCCUGAGCACCCCCAGCCAUGCUUCCUGUAAUAGCCUGUGGAACCGUGAGCCAAUUAAACCUCUUUUCUUUCUAAAUCACCCAGUCUCAGGUAGUUCUUUAUAGCAGUGUGAGAAUGGACUACUACGUUGGCCAACUUUCUUUAUACUUUCUGUGCCCCCACUCAUUUUCCAUUCCUUGUCACCCAAAGAAUUUUGAAGCAAAUUCCAGAUAUCAUAGCAUUUCAUCUGUAAAUAUUUUAGAAUGUAUCUCUGAGAGUCUCUCUUUUUCCAUACCACAGUAAUAUUAUAACACAUCCUCAAAUCAACAGUCACCUCUUAAUAUCAAAUACUAAUUGUUCAGAACUCUCUGACAGGGAUAUGAGAUUUUUAAGAGUUCAGUUGAAUCACCCUGAUACCCCACCCUUCAUGUGUCCUUCCAUGUUAUUUAUCACUAACACACCACAUAUUUGAUUUAUUUAUUUUGUUAUCAUUUGACUCCCCCACAAGGAUGUAAGUUCUGGGAGGCAGGUGUUUUGUCUUUGUUGUUCAAUGCACUCUGUGUAGCAACCAAACAGUGCCUCACAGAUGAUUACCUAUUAGUAUGCUUGUUGAGUUAAAGAAUAAGUUUGGGAUGACAAAACAAAUUAUCUGUUUGCUAAUGCAUUAUUGGAGGUCCAAAAAUAAUUAAUGGGCUGGAGCCUUUUGAUGCCUGGUAAAGACCUGCCUCUGCCCUCUGCACCAGCUCCUCAGUGACCAAUGGACAUGGCUGUGUUGCAGAAAUGUCUAAGGAUGCAAUACUUUAAAUUCAGAUUUUUUUUUAAAAAAAGGCUUAUAGACAGAAAACAUGUAAUAGUGCAAAGCAGAAUUCAAGGGCCCACUUUAUCAUGUAGGCAUUGAAGGACUUUCUCUGUCAUUUUGUUGUUUGUUUGUUUUUUAGAUACAAGAUCUCAAUAUGUUGCUUAGGCUGGCCUCAAACUCCUGGGCUCCAGCCAUCCUCGUGCUUCAGCUUCCUGAGUAGCUGGGAUGACAGGUGCCUGGCUCUGCCUGUUUGAGAAUUGCACUGAAAUCCUUUAUUAAAGGCAGCAUUAUAUUGAGGAUGGGGAAUGCAAAGAUGAUAUUUGGGAGUAGUGUGCCCACCCCUUGCCAGGGCUGACAUUUCAAGGGGGUAAAAU